CUGGCUUAUAGCAAUAUAGCGUUCUUCAGUUCUACUCUGACCUGACGGACAUCGACCGACGCGCUCGGCGCACUCACGCACAACGGAAAUACGAUUUAUGCUACUUCCUACUUAUCUUAUGUAGUUUUAUCUACGACAGUUGACUAUCGACAAUCCGACAUUUCCCGUGUGCCACCUGCCUGCAGUACUUGUGAGUGUGUAUAUCGUGUGUCGGUCAUUACUCGUUUGUGAUUUAUCUAAUAUUUUGAUCUCGUGACUCAAAAUGAAUAGGAAAAGGAAAUUUGAAUUUGCCGUAGGUGACAAAGUGUUGGCUUAUGAUAAUAAAUUACUAUAUGAGGCCAAAUGUUUAAAAAGAGGCAUGACUAUGGCUAGUACCCAGUACUUGCUUCAUUUUUUUGGUUUCAACUCUAAAUUUGAUGAAUGGAUUUAUGAAAACGACAUAUUAGAGAUGAAUGAAAUUAAUUUAGCUCACAAGAAUAGGUUAUUAUCUAAGCUACGGAAACCUGCCAAAAGAUCAAAAAAUCUAAAAAAAUCUAAAAAAUCUAAUACUACAAAAAAUGCUUCACCAAAACCAGCAUUAAAAAAAACAGAUAAGAUCUCAAAUAUUAUCCCAAACAUCAAUCCAUAUUCAAAGCUUCUUGCCGACAAAUUGCAUAAUAUUGCUGUACCCCUUAUUUUACAAAAAGCAUUGUUUUUGGAUUUUGUGAUGAACAACACAUUUCAAAAGAUAUUAAAAUUUCCAGAGAAACAUUUUUUGGCAGAAAUUUUACAUGCUUUCACUCAAUCAACCUAUUUUGACGAUGAUAGCGAAAAGAAAAGUUCAACGAUGUUAUGUGUAACGCUGAUGCAAUAUUUUAACUCUUAUGUUAGCAAACAUCUAUUAUACGUUAAUGAAAAAAGAUUCAAAUUAUAUAUAAAGGGCAUUCAAUAUUUUCAGCAAAGAAGUAAAAAUCAACCAAAUAUCACCUAUAUCUUCAAAAAAAAAUCUAUGUCGAAAUACAAUUUGGUGUUAUCUGUAUGGUCCCUUAUAUCUAUUGAGAUUUCUUGCUCAUUUACCAUCCAUUUUGAUGUCAAACUCGUCGCUUCCUGAAUGUGAUUUAAAUACUUUCUUUCUUCAUAUUGAAGGAUUAUACCGGUUUAUGGAGAAUAAUUAUGAUACUUAUUUCACUGACAAUUCUUACAUGGACGUUGAAUACAAUUUGUAAGAAGUAUACAUUCAAAAUGUUUAUAAUUUAGUGUGUAAGAAAAUAGAAAUACAUUGUUAACUAAAUAAGUUAGUCUAGUUAGUAAUAAAAAUGUAACUAAACUAUAAUACCAUACAAUACUACUUGUUUAU
Molecule: messenger RNA, 1336 nt
Organism: Myzus persicae (green peach aphid)
Lineage: Eukaryota; Metazoa; Arthropoda; Insecta; Hemiptera; Aphididae
Product: protein MRG1-like
Exons: 9
Coding region: 263-1090 (275 amino acids)
Biological process (GO): chromatin organization; regulation of DNA-templated transcription
Cellular component (GO): nucleus; NuA4 histone acetyltransferase complex
Source: RefSeq, a predicted model, not a curated record